Oncorhynchus keta (chum salmon) is the source of this 1930-nucleotide messenger RNA. RefSeq names its product homeobox protein engrailed-1-B-like. Lineage: Eukaryota; Metazoa; Chordata; Actinopteri; Salmoniformes; Salmonidae. Gene Ontology annotation, cellular component: nucleus. The transcript is spliced from 2 exons. Gene Ontology annotation, biological process: neuron differentiation; multicellular organism development; regulation of transcription by RNA polymerase II. The record is from RefSeq and is a predicted model, not a curated record. The coding region runs from base 338 to 1186 and encodes 282 amino acids. Gene Ontology annotation, molecular function: DNA-binding transcription factor activity, RNA polymerase II-specific; RNA polymerase II cis-regulatory region sequence-specific DNA binding.
AAGGGUUCACGUUCUUCCGGUUGGUGUGGGAAAUGUGAUGUGAGGAGUUGGUGAAGAUCGAACUGUCAUACCUACAGUGGUGAAAAGCUCGGGGCUGCGAGAGGAGAGCGCAAUGCCUUGUCAGUCUUGUCAUGUCGACGACCAUGACACGUUGGAGCGUUACGCACGAGGGAUGUCAACAAUUUAGAAAUCAAAAAGUGCCCCAAAUCAGAUAGGUAUUAAUGAGCCUUUAGUGGUCACCGUAUUGCUUCAUUAUUUUAUAUUUGGAUAUCAAUACACACCAACAAGUGGAAUUAGUUAGGAGCCUGGAUCGAACCUUUUGCAGUCCCUUUCAGCAAUGGAGAAGCAAAGGGCUCUACACAGCCCGGAGUCUAGUGAAGGGGAGAGCGUUUCUCCUUCUCGCAGUCUGCCUUCGCCGCCCAUCCUGCCUCUCCAAGCAGCGCAGCAAGCGCACAGAACCACGAACUUUUUUAUUGACAAUAUUCUGCGGCCAGAUUUCGGCUGCCGGAAGGAGCAUGGUUUAGGAGCUAGGGAACGUGCGCAGACUUCCAGCCGAGAGCGCGCCCAACCUUUGGUCGCCAGGCCGAAUCAUCCUGGAACCCCAUGCCAGGACUCUAACUGCAGCAGCGACAGCACUUCUUCCUCCACCUCGUCCUUGGCCUUGUCUCCCACCCCCCAAAAGAGCACCUCGUCAUCGAAGGCUGACGAGAGCUCUGGAGGCAGCACGCCAAAGUUCGGCGAGAACACAUCUUCUGUCAUGGUUGUGAACGGCGGUAGUGGCGGCGCAGCGCCCAAAGCCGAGUCCCAGCCGCUGCUGUGGCCUGCUUGGGUGUACUGCACUAGAUACUCGGACAGGCCGUCAUCUGGCCCAAGGACACGGAAAUUGAAAAAGACGAAAAAUGAGAAGGAAGACAAGCGACCCAGAACGGCGUUCACGGCUGAGCAGCUCCAAAGACUGAAAACUGAGUUCCAGGCCAACCGUUAUAUCACGGAGCAGAGGAGACAGUCUCUAGCUCAAGAGCUCAACCUCAAUGAGUCACAAAUCAAAAUCUGGUUCCAAAACAAACGGGCGAAAAUAAAAAAGGCCAACGGCUAUAAGAACGGCCUGGCUCUCCAGCUGAUGGCGCAAGGAUUGUACAACCAUUCCACCACCACCAUUCAGGAAGACAAGGAGGAGAGUGACUGAGACUUCGCUUGCAGGAGUCACCUUUUGGGGGCACAAUAUUUGUGGAAAGUCGAGGCUAUUGUAAAGAGAUUUUCCAUUAGUUGAUAGGGCUAAAUGUGUAGCGUAUAUGUGGACAUAAACUAUCGAAGUAUGCCUACAAACUACAAACAUGAAUGAAAAUGAAUAGCCCAUAAUGAGACGUUGUAUAUUUAAUUUAAGAAGAAGGGGUAAGCUAUAGGAAUAUGACUACUCAUCCCGCACUUGCUGGAUAAUUAUAUGAUUGUUAUCUUUGUCGCUUUAGGCCUAAUGUGUUGUGAUCUCUCUCUUAUAUCAAACCUCGAUGAACAUACAGACUGUGAUCUGCCACUUCAAGCCAAAGAUUUUAUCGGAAAAAACAGCCUGAAAAAAACUGAAUCUCCCUGUUAUCGUACCUUUUUCCUGAACUGCGAGUCUCUAACAAUCAGUAGACCGCUGUUGUCAUUAGUUGCCUGCCGCUUGAUGUAAGCCCCUCAGUUUGGGUGGAAAGGAUAUAUGACUCAACUCGUGUUGGAUUCACCUUAUAUUGGAAUACUACAAAGACAGCAGCAUCAGACUCUCUUGAAAUAUAUGUAAUCUCCCUCCAUGAUUAGAGGGGAUGCAUAUACUAAGCUACAUCUAAACAAUGUUAACAAAUAAACAUUUUUCUAUUGGAAAAAAGGCAACACUGCUCAUUUUUUGUAUGUUGCACUGCUCUGUGCAAACGAUUACAUGAAUAAAUCGUAGUGU